UGACACAUGGGGUCCCCAGUGCCUCCAGAGCUUCCUUAAGUGGUUAAUUCCCAUGGCCCUCGGGGCCUGAAAGCCUUCCUUCCACGUCAGAAGGUGCGUCCUCUCAUCUCUACCACUUUGAACAAACUUGUCUUUCUACGGUCCUUUAUUUUCAUUUAAGGUAAUCUCAUUACCAGUAAUGUGACCUCAGUUGCUUGCUUCUGUCUUGCCCUAUACAAUGUGAACCUCAGAAAGGCAUUUUUUAUUUCUGAAACGCAUAUCUCACUACUAGUCAGUGUGAGAUACGCUUGCGUCUGUGUCGCCCUAUACAACAAGAACCUGGUUUACGGGGAACAGCCCUUGCUGUUAUCCAGGACGGCCAGGAACAUUCGGACAUGUCAUCUCCCGCCUCAGACGUCGCGUCCGCGUCCAGCUGGACAGCGUUUCUUUGUUCGUUGCGCCAUUCCACCGCCAGCGCAAACAGACAAUCAGCACACCGUCGCAGGCUAGAACCAACUCUGCAAACUCCCGCCUGCAGUUUCCCGGCAUGCUCUAUGUCUCGCGUCCCUGUAAGGGCCAUCUGCGCGUGCGCGGCACGCGGAGCAUCCUGGGUAGCAAGCUCCCUUCCGGACUACAACUCCCACGGGGCUGUAGGGCGCCCGUCCGCUCCCCAGCAGGCCAACAGGUCGCGCUGGUGCGAGAAGAUGGCGGACGUGGCCGUGGGCAAGGAUAAGUGCGGGGAGCAGCGGCUGGUGUCGCUGCCCCUGUCCCGUAUCCGGGUCAUCAUGAAGAGCUCCCCCGAAGUGUCCAGUAUCAACCAAGAGGCGCUGGUGCUCACGGCCAAGGCCACGGAGCUCUUUGUUCAAUAUCUAGCAACCUAUUCCUACAGACAUGGCAGUGGAAAAGAAAGAAAAGCACUGACUUACAGUGAUUUAGCAAAUACUGCUGAGGAAUCAGAAACUUUUCAGUUUCUUGCAGGUAUUUAAUGUUUGAAACGUUCUGGUUUAAAAAUGCCGGGUAACAAGGCAUGAUGGUACACACCUAUAAUCCUAGCA
Messenger RNA from Octodon degus (degu), 1034 nucleotides. RefSeq names its product chromatin accessibility complex 1 (gene Chrac1). Gene Ontology annotation, molecular function: protein heterodimerization activity. Gene Ontology annotation, cellular component: CHRAC; nucleus. Lineage: Eukaryota; Metazoa; Chordata; Mammalia; Rodentia; Octodontidae. The record is from RefSeq and is a predicted model, not a curated record. Bases 375 to 965 code for a protein of 196 amino acids. The transcript has 3 exons.